Messenger RNA from Boleophthalmus pectinirostris (great blue-spotted mudskipper), 1195 nucleotides. RefSeq names its product peroxiredoxin 1 (gene prdx1). Gene Ontology annotation, cellular component: cytosol. Bases 78 to 830 code for a protein of 250 amino acids. The record is from RefSeq and is a predicted model, not a curated record. The transcript has 5 exons. Lineage: Eukaryota; Metazoa; Chordata; Actinopteri; Gobiiformes; Gobiidae. Gene Ontology annotation, molecular function: thioredoxin peroxidase activity. Gene Ontology annotation, biological process: cell redox homeostasis; hydrogen peroxide catabolic process; response to oxidative stress.
ACCGAAGUGGUCCACGAUCGUCUUCUUCUUCCUCUCGCGAGAACUUGGGUUACAGCUUAGUAUAAAUUCUCAUCUGGAUGAAUAAUGCGCACUCCACUUCUAGCCACUCUUUCAGACGCAGCGAGCAAAAAGCGAGGUUGAAGAUGUCUGCAGGAAAAGCACAAAUUGGAAAACUGGCCCCUGAUUUCAUAGCCAAAGCAGUAAUGCCAGACAUGGACUUUAAGGACAUCAAGCUGUCUGAUUACAGAGGAAAAUAUGUGGUGUUUUUCUUUUAUCCACUGGAUUUCACCUUUGUGUGUCCAACUGAAAUCAUUGCCUUCAGUGACGCUGCAGAUGAAUUCAGGAAGAUUGACUGUGAAGUCAUUGCUGCUUCCACGGACUCACACUUCUCACACUUUGCAUGGUGCAACACACCACGAAAGCAGGGUGGUCUGGGUGCAAUGAAGAUCCCCCUAGUAUCUGACACACGGCGUACAAUUUCCACAGAUUAUGGCGUUCUGAAGGAGGAUGAGGGCAUUGCUUACAGGUUCUGCACUUCUGCUUACAUUACUUACAUUGAGUUACUUUGUCAUUAUAAUUCUGCCUGGGAGCUAAUUGUGUUCUAUGUGUGUUUUAGGGGACUUUUCAUUAUUGACACCAAGGGUAUUCUAAGGCAGAUCACUAUAAAUGACAUCCCAGUUGGUCGUUCUGUUGAUGAAACCCUGCGCCUGGUCCAAGCAUUUCAGUUCACCGACAAAUAUGGAGAAGUCUGCCCUGCCGGCUGGAAACCAGGAAGUGACACCAUCAAACCAGACAUCCAAAAGAGUAAAGACUUUUUCUCCAAGCAGUAAUAAGCCCAAGGUCAGGAUCUGCUGCCUGCUGUAACAUCAUUUCAAUAUUCAUGUUUGUUGCAGUAAUGUAUUUUUGUCUAGAGAAAAUUACUUCUUUAAACGUCUAAUGUAAUGUUUUAUAUGUUUUGUAUUGUUUAAAGUUAGACCACAAGACACCCAGGUUGCUAUCGUAAUAAAUUGUAUUAUUUAUUAUUGUUCAACUUUUUUAAAAUUUCAUUUUACAAAACACUUGGAAUAAAAAGGAAAAUGUAAACCUUUAGUAAUGUUUUUAGUGAAAAGUUUAUGUGCGGGGAUUGUGGAAAUAAGAAAGGCUUUUAAAUGUUGAUAGAAGCUAACAACUAAAUAAAUGUUUAUGCAGACAAUCA